GGAGAGGUAAAAGUGAGUCUCACAAUCUACCGGAAUUAGUAAUCUAUCGAACGCGGCGCCGCGGUGACUUCAACGCGCGGGUAGAAAAGUUGCCGGUCUCCGAGACUCGUAUUGUUUUUUGCGGAUCGGUUCUGUUCCGAAUUGUCGUGUGUGAGUGUCCGACGGUUUACUUCCGUCGAUUUCAUGCUUCGUUUUUUCCCAAUUUCGGAAAGACGAGUGAGCCUGGAGAGCUGAAAGGCUGAAACCUUUGGAUAACCUAAUUUUUGAGCAAGAUGAACGAGAUGCAGCCUGGCAUAGUGGAGUGGUACGAUGGGCGCUCCAUUCUUGUGACUGGAGCCACGGGGUUUAUGGGCAAAGUUUUGCUCGAAAAGUUGCUGAGAGCAUGUCCAGGAGUGAAAAAAAUUUACACUAUUGGAAGAGCAAAGAGAGGAUUUUCUCCCACCGCACGUAUGAACGAAAUGUUUAAACUUCCGCUGUUUGAUAAGUUGCGGAAAGAAAAUCCGAUGGCCUUCAAGAAAAUCGUCGCUUUUGAAGGUGACCUGACGUUACCAAAUUUAGGACUUAAAUCAGAAGACAAGAAGGUGCUAAUAGAAAAUGUUUCCGUAGUUUUCAAUGGUGCUGCUUCCUUGAGGCUCGAGGCAGGUCUGAAGGAUGCCAUCAACAGUAACACUUUGGGGACUCAGAAGAUUCUUGAGCUUUGUCGAGAAAUGAAACAGCUGAAGGCAUUCGUCCACUUGUCGACGGCCUUCUGCCAUUGUGAAUACGAAGUUUUAGAAGAGCAAGUGUAUCCCUCUCCAGCGAAUCCAGAGGACGUCAUCAGAGCGGUCCAAUGGAUGGAUGAGCAGUGCUUAGAUGUUAUACAAUCCAA
Bemisia tabaci is the source of this 868-nucleotide messenger RNA. NCBI's taxonomy places the organism in Eukaryota, Metazoa, Arthropoda, Insecta, Hemiptera, Aleyrodidae. The record is from RefSeq and is a predicted model, not a curated record.